CUCUCUUAAAUCAAUAACGUUUGAAGACUCAAGGGAGGUGGUAGGAAAGAGUAGAGUUUGUUUAGGAGAGACAAAGACUGUGAAGGGAAGUGAGAGAGGGAAGUACACAACUGGACUAGGUGAUCGAGUCACACCUCAUUUGGCUGACGCCGGGUAUUAUUAGUGUGUAAAAUCAGCAUUGCGACCAUGCUGCCAAACCGCUGCGCUGGACACUAUCCCAUUGCACUGACGCUCCUAUUGGGAUGCGGCGUAAUUGUAUGUAUUGGCCGAAACGACACAGAUCCCAUCGUACUGGAAGGCAAGUGUGUGGUUGUGUGUGACUCGAACCCUUCCUCAGACGCAGCGGUCACCUCCUCGCUCGGGUUAUCUGUCCGCUCCGAAGGCGCCAAAGUGGCUUUCUCAGCGGUGCGCGGGACUAAUCAUGAGCCGUCGGAGAUGAGCAACACGUCCUUGACCAUCUAUUUUGACCAGGUAUUAGUGAACAUCGGCAGCCAUUUCGAUCUAAAAGCGAGUGUGUUCCAAGCGCCACGGAGAGGGAUCUACAGCUUCAGCUUUCACGUGGUAAAAGUCUAUAACAGACAAACCAUACAGAUCAACCUGAUGCAGAACGACUAUGCGGUUAUUUCAGCCUUUGCCGGCGACCAGGACGUUACGCGGGAGGCAGCCAGCAAUGGAGUUCUGCUGAUGGUGGAGCGUGAGGACCGGGUCUAUCUGAAGCUGGAACGGGGUACGCUCAUGGGCGGAUGGAAAUACUCCACUUUCUCUGGCUUUUUAGUCUUCCCGUUAUAACAUGCGAUUUGUUUGUUGUCACCCGAAAGAACAAUCAUGACAUUUAUUUGAACAGCAUUGUCUGACAAGGAAAUCUGUAAGCUACCUAACCCUUCGUGUGAAUGUGAUUGUGUGCACCGCUGCACCUGAGAGUAAGGAACGUUUACUUGGAAUACAAAUCCAAACCCACUGACCAACGACAGAUCAUCGACCUGAAAUGGGCACCAUGUCAACAAGACAUCUUUAGAUUGUACAGGAAACUUUUUUCAAUAGAUGACAGUCUUUUAUUACACAACAUACUUGUAGGCUGGGUGGGGUAUUCGGCAUGCUUGUAUCCACAAAUAAAAUACAUAGUACAGUGCUCGAAACAGACAUUUGUCAGAGUUGCUCUGUGUCCUGAAAUUUGUGUCCAAUUUAAAACAAUAAAGAAAA
Messenger RNA from Osmerus eperlanus (European smelt), 1200 nucleotides. RefSeq names its product cerebellin-2-like. NCBI's taxonomy places the organism in Eukaryota, Metazoa, Chordata, Actinopteri, Osmeriformes, Osmeridae. Gene Ontology annotation, molecular function: protein binding. The record is from RefSeq and is a predicted model, not a curated record. Gene Ontology annotation, biological process: maintenance of synapse structure. Bases 187 to 789 code for a protein of 200 amino acids. Gene Ontology annotation, cellular component: synapse. The transcript is spliced from 3 exons.